Messenger RNA from Colossoma macropomum (tambaqui), 5362 nucleotides. RefSeq names its product solute carrier family 16 member 13 (gene slc16a13). The record is from RefSeq and is a predicted model, not a curated record. Lineage: Eukaryota; Metazoa; Chordata; Actinopteri; Characiformes; Serrasalmidae. The transcript is spliced from 6 exons. Gene Ontology annotation, biological process: transmembrane transport; monocarboxylic acid transport. The coding region runs from base 952 to 2478 and encodes 508 amino acids. Gene Ontology annotation, molecular function: monocarboxylic acid transmembrane transporter activity.
UCGAGUAAGCAAGAAAUUAUGGGCUUCAAUCUGACUGACCGGCUUAAUCUUCUGCGCUCAGAUAUGCUAUUUCGUGAGCAACACAGUCGAGGCAAAUAGUUCCGUUUGGACAAAGAAUCAGCACCAAGUAUCGACUGAAACCCUCACAGCUGUGCCUCACGAUAGUGACAACACGACAUAUAACAAAAUAGUUAUUAUAAUAGUUAGUAAUAGUUUGGCAGUGCAUUUAGAAAGUGUAGGUCCCAGGUGCUGUGUAAGAUGUAACGUUAUUUCUUUGAUUACCCGAAUCGAACUGUCAAGCCAAAGUGUUUUCACCUACUAGACAUUUCAAAAUAAAAGUCCCAGACGGCGAAGUACUGAAGAGAAGACGGCGUUAUCUAUUCAGCUGAUAAUUCAUGCAUAUUAUAUAAUGCAGUCUUUGUGACUAUGUUUGUUUAAAUAGUCUCUAAUUGUCAAAGUGAGAGCAGAAACGUUUUUGUCUCAAUGCAGCGCCCUGUUUGCAGUGCUAUUUAUUGCCUGGAGAAGAAGCAGAGUGUCUGUGGAGGACUCAGUCCUCAUCGUCUGGACAACGGCAUCGUAGCAAAUACAAGACAGACAUCUUUUUUUCUCUGGCCAAUCCAAAACCAGAAACGUGAUAAGGCUGACUUUACUGCCGCUCUUCCGCGAAACACGGCCAGUCGGUCAAACUGCCUUUGCUGAAGCCCACGUUCAAAAUGCACCGACUCAGUCAGUCAGUCAGUCACCAGCGGUGGAGAGACUGACCGGGAGAUGAAGCAGCUGGAACUGAUACAAAUGAACUAGACGUGACAGUGCAAAUGCAAGGCUGUCACUCUUUUAAAGCUGAGAGAUGGACACACAGUGUCACGCAGAAAAGUUAUAAAAUGAAGAUUACGAGUUGGUGUCAUUUUCGUGUCAUCAUCGGGAGCUCGCUCUGACAGGAACAAAGAAGUGAUGGCUAAGCAUGAGGAUAAGCAGCAGAGGCAGCAGUCCUGCAAGCCGGUGGGGGCUCCGGAUGGUGGUUGGGGCUGGGUGGUGGUGGGAGCACUCUUCAUGAUCUCUGCACUGGUCUUUGGACUCCUGCGCAGCCUAGGGGUCUUCUUUGUUGAAUUUGUGCAGUACUUUGAGGAGAGUGCUCAGGCUGUUUCCUGGAUAACCUCCAUAGGAGUGGCCAUGCAACAGUUAUUGAGUCCUAUAGGCACAGCUGCUUGUAAUGCCUAUGGAGCACGUCGUGUUAUUAUGCUGGGAGGCUUCCUUUCUGGACUGGGACUCAUUCUGGCUUCUCAGGCCACAACACUCACCCACCUUUACCUCACCAUGGGAAUCAUUUCAGGUUCAGGCUGGGCUCUGGUCUUCACCCCUGGUGUGGCCUCAGUGAUGCAGUAUUUCACCAUACGACGCUCUCUGGCCAUGGGCCUGGGCUUUACGGGUGUUGGCCUGUCCUCCUUCGCCUUCUCUCCACUCUUCCAGUACCUAGUGCAGACGUACACUUGGCGAGGGGCGCUGCUUAUACUAGGGGGUCUCAGCCUCAACAUGAUGGCCUGCGGAGCCCUAAUUCGACCUCUUGGACCCCCCAAAGUUGUGGAAAGGGCUGAAAGUUCCGCUAAGUCCAGUGGCUGUGGCUCUUUUUUUUCCCGUGCCUGUGAUUAUUUUGAGCUGUCGCUGCUCUCACACCGAGGCUUCCUCACCUACAGCCUGGCCGUCACCUUCUUUAAUGCUGGCUAUUUUAUCCCUUAUGUCCACCUGGUGGCCCACAGUCGCCUCGUUGGCUUCAGCGAGUACCAGGCUGCCUUCGUCAUUUCUGCUACAGGCAUGACGGACAUUCUGGGGCGUGUGGUAUCAGGCUGGGCCUCGGACCUGCAACGCGUUCGGACAGUCCACUUGCUGACCACCUGGACGGGAUUAGUAGGCGUCUUUCUCUUGUUGCUGCCACUGUGUUCUCUGGGAGGAAACUAUGUGGGGCUGCUGGUGGUCAGCCUUGCGUAUGGGUUCUGUGCCGGGGCCUUGACGCCACUGGUGUUUGCAGUGGUGCCGCAGAUUGUGGGGAUGGAGCGCAUGCUGGGAGCACUUGGCCUUCUGCAGCUUAUAGAGAGUGUGGGAGGCCUGCUGGGAGCACCAUUUUCAGGCUGGUUGAGGGACCUCACAGGCAAUUACACUGGCUCUUUUGUGGUAGCCGGCGGGUUCCUCAUCUUGGGCACCAUAAUAACAGCGACCCUUCCCCAUUUCUUUUCCUGCACAAACCCUCCACCCCCAUCACCAAAGAAAAAGGCCAAAAAUGAGUGCACUGAAGAUGGGUUGCUUAAACAGACAUUCUCCUCAGACUGUGACCACGAGAAGUUGCACGCCCUGGAGGAUAUGCGUUACUCCGACAGAGAUUCAGGGAAAGCCUCAUAUCACAAUCACACGACAGAACCAGGUUCAGAAGCAGAGCACGUACCUCUCACCGCAGACAGGACAGAGGCUGAGGGAGCAUGUGUUUGACACAGGAACUGACUGACUGCUAAUUUUAACCUGCCUGUUUUUAGUGUGAAAGAUAUCAGUGCUGUGUUUAGAGAGAGACCACUGUAGCAGGAAGAGGCAGUGAUAGUAACCCUGACAGAGGAAACCAUCAUCACAGUCAACCUGUUUUACAUCACCUCAGGUAGGCCUAAAAAUGCACUGUGUAUUUGCUACUUUCAGUCGUUGAUAAGGUUCCGGUGGUCUGUAUUGAUUCUGUACUGUCAAUUUUUUUUAUUUUGUUUUUUUAUGUUGACUUUUAGGGUAGGAUAAGGGUGAAAGUGAGAAAUUGUAGUUAUUGCAGGCAAAAUAUUUCUGUAGGCUAACACAGACGCACAGAAGCACUAGAAGCUGACAUACCAAUAAAAUACAGGGUACUGUUUCACAUCCUACAGAUGCUAUGACUUCCACCAUUACCAUAAUAACAGCCUUAAAAAUGGUUCAGGAUUCCAAAGCUGUGUCCAAAAUCGUGCCCUAUUCACUAUAUAGUACACUGUUUUGGGGUUACGCCAAUUUGUAGCGGUGUCCAACAACAUAUUUAAGUUGCACUGACUCCAUACGCCCUGUGUUGACUCUAGACUUUUUAUUUUAAAAUAUAAGUUAUAAAGAGGUACAAAUAUGCCCCUUUCCUCUAGGAAAGUGAAUGUAGUGCACAUUCAAAACUCAUUUAAGGUACACAAUUGUACCCUUUUUCUGACAGUGUCCAUGACCAGGAGCAUGAGCUGAAUAGCAGGCAGAUACAGUGCCACAGCACACAUUUGCACUCAUUUUCACAUGGAAAAUAUCCUCUUUGUACUUGAUAAUUGAAAAUGAUGCUUAUCUUGAAGGCGCUCUUGGUCAGAACUUUGAAAGCGGUGUACAGAUGCUGACAAAAUUACCUUUACCCUUUUGGCAUUAGCGGAGGCCCGUUCCGAUGACACAGCGGUAAUAAUACCUUUACCCAUACUUUUACCUCUCACUGAGAGAAUCUGCACUAACAUGCCUUAAAACAUGCUCAAUGCAUGUCUUAGUUUGAUACUUUAUUUGUGAAGUCAGUGUGAUUAUGUGAUCUGUCUGUUUUUCUGUUUCUUGAUAGGAAUCCAGUGCUGAUGUUUUUGUGUUUUUUUGUUUUGUUUUUUUUGUUUUUUUUUCAGAGAUGAGUUCUGGUGUUUGUGUUUCUAGUGUUAGUGUAGAGACAGUGUUGUCUAAAUUUGACACCAGUCUUUGUUGAUAGUCUGACAUUGUGAAGAUUUUAAAUGUUGAUAUUGGUUAGUUAGCACCUGUUGACACUCUUAACACAGACGUCUUAAAGCUUGAGGGGCCAUGUGAAACAAAACUCAAUGCCAUGAAAACACACAUUUUGCCACUGUUCCUAGAAACACAACUGUUGCUUAUGAGUGGGCAUAACCUUUACAAAGAAAUAGGUGUUUUAUUCAAAGGCCAGUGGAUGGAUGGGUUCAUUAUUUGGUGACAUUCUUAAGCUGAACUUGUACAUAUUAGCCAGCCAUGUGUUUGCAGAGCUGUUUUGGUUCAGUGGCAGGACAGAGCAAUUUACUCAUUGACCACCUACGUUGUUUUUUAUUUGUUGGAACAGUUGGGGAAAUGAGGCCCAUUGUUUUUAAGGGUUAUUGUUAAUUUAAGGGGUUACAUUCUGAAUCACAUUUGAAAGUAAUCCAUCUGAAAGCUACCCUUGGAUAUUUCAUUCCUGUGGAUUUUGUUGUACAGCAUACCAAUAUGAGCGAUUUCUCGUGUGUGAGCCACUGAAAUAUUCAGAAGGCCUGGAGGUCAGAAAACCUGAGCAGCCAGCUGUGAGAUCUGCAGUUUCUUUAGUUUGGUUUUACCACACUGAGGUGGGUAGCACAUCAGAGGUAGUGCUUUAAAAAAAAACUUGAUUUGCUUUGAACUCUGGUCUUAAAGCUAAAUAUAUGAGCCUUAAUCUGCAGUGGCUGGCAGCCUCGCUAUUGCCAACCCUCAUGUUCACACAAGAGGAAAGUUUUAAAAUGCACACAACUCUAAUCUCUAUAUCUGACACACAGAGGAACCCAUGGGCUUUUAGAAAAAGACCCAUAUAGCUGCUGUUAAUAAAGAUUACUGUACUGAUCAUAGAAUUGCUUGUCUGUAAAAAAACAUCAUUAUGCCAGGCAAGAGUGCAUUUUUCUUUACAUUUUGUCUUAUUUGAUAGCUUUAAUAUAUUUAUCAUUUGAAUUGUAUGUUUUUUUCACUGCUAACUUGUGACUGAUAAAUUUAGGCCAGUGUGCAAUACCUAGAUAAUGAAUUACAUGAUGAGUCAGAGACCCAAAGGAUUAAUAUCAUAUCAUUUUGUGAAGCUGAUUUCUCAAACAAAGAUGAGUAAAUAAUAGGUGGAGUGGAGUUCAGCUGAGGUUUGGGAGUAGCUGACUCAGCCUGUUCUUUUCUCUCUGUCCGAUGACGUCAUGUGCCUGAGGUUCUGACCCCAUUUUGCUGACACGCUCAGCUCUUUCCAGGAAAAUGACUACGCACAAAUACAUGUGAUUAUUAUGUUCCAAGUUUAAUUACUGAGGUUUUAACUUUGAAGUGUAUAUUUAUAAAUUUAAUAAAAUUUAUUUCUCUGUAUUUCUUUUAUUAAGAUUACUGAAUGUGGAAUAUUGAAAAUGCAAGAGAUAAAACAAGAAUAAGUUGCAGCGUUUUGGUUCUAAAAUUUGAUUGGCUAAUCUACGUUCGAAGCUGCUGUAAAAUAAUGGACAUGCACACAAAUAACAGUAUAACUGAUGUACACAUCAGUUGAAUUGUGCCUAGUUAUUUAAAACAUUGUGCCAUACAGGCAAUAAUUUUGAAUGUUAUGUAACUUGGCAACUGUAGCCUACUGCUAACAAACUAGUGUUUAUUAUUAAAUUAAUUUAGUGGUAUUUUA